Molecule: messenger RNA, 359 nt
Organism: Umbelopsis ramanniana AG
Lineage: Eukaryota; Fungi; Mucoromycota; Umbelopsidomycetes; Umbelopsidales; Umbelopsidaceae
Exons: 1
Coding region: 100-288 (62 amino acids)
Source: RefSeq, a predicted model, not a curated record
AAAAUUUUCUUUAUGUUCAAGCAUAUUUGCAAGGCGAUAUAAAUACAAUAGUCUUCUCAUUAUGAAUCACAUUAGCUGGUAUGCUUCAUCAAAACCGAAAUGGGAUAUAAUCGUUGGCCUAUGGGAAUACAUUUGUUAAACAAGAGAAAACAACUGUUUACAAAAUGGCUUUUUUGUGUUUUUGGUUUGGCUGCCUAUCUUGUAGUGAAUAUUGACGCCUUUUAUUAUGGGACGAUAGGUAGGAAAUCUCCACUAAUUCAUUCAAUCCGCUCAAUUCAACUGCAUUAAGAUGAAGCUUGAGGAUCUGAUGCUAAUACAGUACGGUACAUUUUUUCAUCAUUUCCAAGCUUCACAAAUGA